AUGGAGAAGGAUAACAAAAUAGGGAAGGAGCAACUGGUAUGCUGGGUGCAGAAAAUGUUAAAGAGAAAACGUUUUGAUUUUAGUGACCUGAGAGAUGGAGCUGUCUACGUGGAUCUGUUCAAGUAUAUAUGGCCACAAAUGAUGAAAAAAUACGAAGAAAAUUACAAGCAUAAAUACACCACCGAAGAGAAAGAAAAAAAAAACUGGCUAAUUAUAAACUCUGUCCUUAAUGACUUAAAUAUCGAUUCUGAUUUUAUAAACUACAACCAUAUAUGUACAGGACACUUUACCAGCUGCUACCAGUCCUUGAUUGUUUUAUUUUUCCUGUACUCAUUAGUGAAGCAUCACGAAUGCGACUUUGUGCUAGCCUAUCCAGUGACGAAAAAAUUAACUGAUUUUAUGUCAAGUGAUGAACCUCUAAAUUGUUUACUCAGAGCUGGUUCUGUGCAACUUCCUCAAAAAUUUUGCAAAGACUUUUCUAACUCUAUCCAGGUGAAUACCUCCACGGUAAUAAACGAUGAAGAAAGGGACAACCCCUUCGAAAUGGGGAGGUUGCAAAACUGUGUCCCCUCGAGAUGGACUCCUAAAUCGCACCACAGUGCCUUCACCAAUGGCAACUUUUUCAAAUAUUUCAACAAAACGGAGGUAAGAAAAAGUGAAAUUUUAGAAAAGGGAUCACAUGAUGAUAAGAAAAAAAGUAUCUUUCUCCAGACUCCACAUUUAAACUACCUUCCAUCUGCAAACAUUGGCAGUAGCAGUUGUGUAAAUGAUCACAAAGCUAUACAAGCUGAUGUGAAGAAAACCAAAGUGGAUGCAAGUUGUCAAUCUGAGAAUGAUCCUUUUUUUAAUUUCUUCCUUAAUCACAAUUCGGUGACUAAUUUAAAAGUUACAUGGAAUGAUGAAGAGAAAAAUAUUAAAGGGGAAUCCUUUAUUUUGUUUUUAAAGACACAAAUAAAAAUGUACAAAAGGGAACUUGGUCUGAGGGAGGAGGAACUAGAAGUAACUAGCCAAAUAAAAAAAAAAGAAAUGGAAGAUAUUAAAAUGGCUCACUCUACCCAACUAGAGAUGCUCCGAGAAAAACACCAAGCUCAAAUUUUUUACUUAAAACAGCAACACUUGGAAGAUAAAGCAAAAAUAAGGAAACAGUUUGAGACAAAAAUAUGCAACAUAGAAGAAGACCUAACCCUAGACCUCGACGUUCUACACUGCCAGGACAAAAACUCCUUUGUGAGUAACCUACCCGAUGAGAAAAUGGAGUGGACCAAAUUGAAAGAAGAGGAGAGAUCUACACCCAAACAUAGACAUAAACACAACUGUGGAAAACAAAAUAGGGGAAAUGUCACAGAAGGCGUAGAUACACCAGUAGACUACGAUGAGGAGGAUGCAAACAUUAACCGUUUUCUGUUUGACCAGGUAGAUAUGGGAAGUGUGUUGAGUGGAGGAAGUUCCGGAAGGGAUCACUACAGCGAUGACAUUCCUAAGAAGCGGAAAUUCUUAAGUUUCGAUUACUGCCUUGAGGAUGGAAAAGUGAGAGAAACGUCAGGGGGGGAACCUGAAGGAGAAGACCAAGGACCGCUAUACACAGGAACAGGCGCAGAUCUAACUUCCAACACAAGAGGGGAGACACCCCGUGUAGAAACACACACGAGCAGCAACAUCCGGGCAGCCAUUAACAAAAUAAAGCAGCUUGUUAGCAAAAAAAAUAUGGAACACGAACUGAACAACGAACACAUAAGAGGAGAAAUUGCAACUCUGAGGAAUGCAGUUGAAAAUUUUCAAUGUCGACGAGGGUGCGAAUUUGAUCUAGUCACAGAAAGUGCUCAGGUUGUGAGCGAACUGUUACAGUCGAUUGAUAGGGAAGAGGAGCAGCAGGAAGAAGGAGAAGAAGGAGAAGGAGAAGUGCCCCCCAAAGGCUGGGACACGUUUUCCUAUAUAGAGAGGGAGCAAAAUAAAAUUUACGAGAUGAUAAAAAGGGGCCAUAAUGGUCUCCUCAAAAACGACCAAGUGGUGAAAAUCCUCGACGGGAGUUCCCUAAUUCGGCUGCUCGUCCGCGUAGUUUGUGCAUUAAAGUUGGAAAGGGUGAAACGUCGCCUCGUCGGUGAACGGGUGGCCAGUAAGGAAAGCAGCGAAAGGAGGGGAAGCAGCGAAAGGAGGGGAAGCAGCGAAAGGAGGGGAAGCAGUGAAAGAAGGGAAGGCGGCGAAAGAAGGGAAGGCGGCGAAAGAAGGGAAGGCGGCGAAAGAAGGGAAGGCGGCGAAAGAAGGGAAGGCGGCGAAAGAAGGGUAAGCAAUGACAGAAGAGUAAGCAGUGACAGAAUCAACGAACGAAGAAGCGAACGAAGCAGCGAAACCGGGGCGAGGGGUGCGUUCGCGUCUAACGACACCCCAAGCAAUGAAAUAAAAAAAAUCGAGCACGAAAUGGAAACGGAGGAACAUAUAAAAAGUGUCGAAAGGAAGAAUAAACGAUUACAGUGCCUCAAUGAGUACUACAAAAAGAGGUUAGGACAUCUAGAGGUGUGGACACACGCGCUGGAAGACUUAAAAUCAAAGUGCAAAAAAUUUUACACAGAAAAUGGCAGACAUGCGUUUACGAAUGGAGGGGAAGAGAGGGUUCUUCACGAAUGCUCGGAGAUCCCUCCUUCAGGUGACUCAUGGGACGGGGCGGCUUCGUCUGAGCGGUUAGCCAAUGCGCAGCUGGCACCCGAAUCUGUGCCCAUGCAUCCGCUUGCGUCGUUGCCCCCCUUCCUGUGGUCUCCAGAAUUUUAUUUGCGAUCUUUUGAAGAAGAAAACGAAAGGGACGCACAGCUCAUGCGUCUGUUGAAGCUGCUCGGUAGAUGUGAAAAUGAGGAGGAUACGCUUCUUUUCCGAAGUGACCUCCCUAUGAGGUGCGGAAGGAGUGAUAACGAGGUGAAGAGUACAAAGGAGAGGGAAGAAGAAAAUAGGAAGCAACAAAAUCCAGAUAAGCAUAAACUGAGUGUAUAUUCCACAGAAGCAUUGCUAAAAAAAAAACUAACAUACAAUUUUUGGCUAAUUCUUGGAGACAUAUACAACUACAAGAAUGUUAUAGUCGAAGCGUGCCAUUAUAUUUGUCAUUCAAAUAUCAUGAUGAAUAGGUACUUCAUAACAAGUGAGCAUAAAAUGAGAGAGGAAAGAAGGAUAUUCGAAAACACUUGCAACGGUAAGGAUACUGUUCACAUGGAAGAAAAAUACAAAUGGAGACAACUCAUCGGAAGAGCGACAUUGAGUAGGGACUUAUAUAAAGAGAAAUAUUUACAACUACAAAGAGAAAAUGAAAAGGAAAAAAAGAAUUUCCUGCAUCUAACCAACCUCUGCUAUGAACAAGAAAGUGUCAAAUAUAAAAAUACCAUUCUUAAAUUUAGACAGGUGGAUCAUAACUAUAGGGUUUACAAAGCUAGAGAAAAAAAAUGGGUUCAGCUAGCCAAACUGCUCAUAACCGAAUUGAUAAAUUCGUCAAAGGGCAACCAGGAAGAAGUGAAGAAUGUCUGGCUGGAAAUUGUCGCAACUGAGGGGAAGAAGAGGGAGAAGCAUAAGAAGCAUAAGAAGCAGAAGGAGAAGAAGCGGAAGGAGAACAAAAAGUGCGUGCAGGGGGGAGGUCCCAGCUGGGAGAGCCAUAUCGAAGAAUGCAUACCUAAUGACGCUUGCGAAGGUGUGGCUGAAGAAACCUCUCAUUUGACGCCAAUCAGACGGAAAACAAAAGAGGUGGAAAAUUUAGGGGAAACUCACCAAGGGGGGGAAAGCAAAAUGGGGAAGGGAACCUUAACCAAUAGCGCAAGGGACCACGGCGGACAGAACAAACGGAGCAGUACUACCAACCGUUUCGGUACUACCAACCGUUGCAGUAGUGACAAAUUGGGAUCCGCAUCUAAGGGGGGGAAAGAAAAAGCCCACAGGGAUCGCAGCAAUAACGAUAUGUGCCGCCAAGACCAGUCAAUGUGUAAGCAAGUGUCUCCCCCAGGCCGUGGUGCGAAGCGCGCGAGCGCUGAACAGGACGAAGGGGGAAACAAACGAAGUGAAUCGAACCGCUGUAGGAGGGAUUAUUUUACAGGGAUCGAGGUGAACUGCUACAAAGGAGAUCUUCACGAGAGCGGUGCGAACUGCUGCAAAGGAGAUCUUCACGAGAGCGGUGCGAACUACUACGCCAAAGACUUCCACACCUUCCUGAAUGAUGUGCAAAGUAGUUGCGUCCUUAGCUUCUCUUCUGCGAGUGAAGCGGACAUUUGGGUGUCGGAAGGGGAGGGCACUACUCCCGAGCCGCUGCAUAGUGAUGUAGACAGCGAUGGAGGCAGCGGCACUGACUUAGGUGUAGAUGGAAGUGCCGUACGCCUUGCCACUAGCAAAAGCGCAGCCCAAACGGUUAAUAAAAGUGCUGCUCAAACGGUUAAUAAAAGCGCUGCCCAAACCGCUAACCAAAACGCUGCCCAAACCGCUAACCAAAACGCUGCCCAAACCGCUAACCAAAACGCUGCCCAAACCGCUAACCAAAACGCUGAGCAUGGCGCGAGUCAUGGCCCCAGCCGAGGUGGCGAAGCGUGGGAGACCAGACUGAAACAAAUGGCAGAGGAGUCAUGUACGAUGUUCCAAAGAAUUCUCUGCAUGAAAGAAGAAGAAAUAACGGAAAGAAAAAAAAAAAUUGAACUUCUGGAAGGAGAACUAAACGAAAUGAAGAAGCAAAAACAGAGUCAGGAAAAUAAGUACGCAUGUCUGAAGGAACAAGAAAAUGACUUAGUUAAGAGGUUAGGAUCCUUAAGCGACUUAAUAUCGAAUUUGAAUGACCAAAUGUACAAAAUGAAUCGAGAAAAAAUCUGUAGUGAAAAUAAAAGCUUAACCAAACAACAGGAACUUCACACCAUUGUGAGGAAUUAUGAAUGUACGAUAAAAUUAAUAAAAUCUCAUUUGAAGAAAUAUCCCUCCGUUUUGUGCCUCAUAGACGCAGUGACGGAUGGGGACAGGGAGAUAAUCCUGGACUUGGUCAGCUCGGGUGAGAAUUACAACGGGGGUGAGAAUGACAAAGGGGGUGAGAAUGACAAAGGGGGUGAGAAUGACAAAUGGGGUGAGAAUUACAAGGGGGGUCAGAAUGACAAAGGGGGGCUAAGUUUUUCUCUUCAGGUGGAUAAGCACACCCACGUGAAGGAGAAACAAAAUUGUGUAAUUAAGAGCGUUGCACGGGAGACACCCAUAAUGGCAGCCACGAAGACAGCCACAAAUGACGACUCGCAAAUCUUGGACAAUUUAGAGGGAGCCAAUAUGUCAGUCGGGGGAGAAGACAAAUGGGAGGGCAUCCCUGAUUUUUCUCUAACCGAUUUGAUAAGGGAUAUGGGGUGGGACAAUUAG
Molecule: messenger RNA, 5349 nt
Organism: Plasmodium cynomolgi strain B
Lineage: Eukaryota; Apicomplexa; Aconoidasida; Haemosporida; Plasmodiidae
Exons: 2
Coding region: 1-5349 (1782 amino acids)
Molecular function (GO): protein binding
Source: RefSeq, a predicted model, not a curated record